AUGGAUGGCAAUGUGUUCCGUUUCAAAGCUUACGCUGGUACCAGUACUCGAAAGUACUCGUACUGUAGUUCAGACCAGGAUGUUACAGCACGGGUAGUGAGUAGAUGCUUCCGGCCCGUGGAAGGGGAUGAUCCCGAGUGUGGGGGCGGGGCGGGGUGCAGGUGGUCAUUACUCACCCCUCUGUAGCUGGUGGUAGUGGAGCACUGCAACUGCCUCACUACCAACAUCUACCAACAUCUACCAACAUCUGCCAACAUCUACCAACAUCCACCAACAUCUGCCAACAUCUACCAACAUCCACCUCCUCACUCGGAAUCCUCAGCACAAUGAUGCGACAUGCAACAAACCCCCUUCAAACUUCACCUAGCUCAGGGACUCUUGUUGAUGCAACUACUUCACUAAAAGUCCAAGAGGCCCCCGCGGAAUGGUGUGAGGUGCAUCAAUUGCAAAAUCCUGCACAUCCCGUACGCCUUUCCCAGAAUGGUGGCAGCAACAGUAUCCUGCCUAGAAUAACCCGUUGGUAUUUCAUUGCAAUCACUUUGACGUGUGAUUCUGACGCGGACUCUGUAGGCGGCAACUUCCCCAUCUGCUGCAGCGCGGUCCCUUUGCCAGUACUGAGUAGCCUGCACCAGCCUGUGCCUGAUGAGGUAGGGAGUAAGGCCGCUCCUUCCCUCCCAUCCCCAAUCUGACCUUGAGCUCGACGUGCCAAGCGAGAAAGAAAAGAACAACCCACGACGUCGACGUCAAGAUUAGUACAUCAGCCAUGAAGAUAAGCGACUUGCUUCAGUCACCGGCACCAAGAACCUUCCCGAGGUCCAUCCCUUCUCCCGUCUUCCACUAGAGAUUCAAGAUCACAUAUGGAUUGCUGCUUUUGGCCCCCCAACACGCCUAAUCGAGAUGCAAGGAAAUUUUCGCGAUGGGCGCAAUAUAGCAGCGAUAUCUAAGCUCUCGACAUCUAAUCUCGAACGCGGUGCCAAUGCAAAUAGGUACCCAUUUUUUGAUGGCUCGAGAUAUCGAGUUCUGGGCUAUUACACUCAUUCGUUUUGUCCUCUUCCUGUACUCCUCCACGUCUCUUCUCGAUCUCGUCAGAUUGUUCUAGAGAAUUAUGAGACUUGUUUUACCAACAACUUGAAUCCGGAUAUGAGACCUUUUCAUGAGGCUGUCUAUGCUUUUGGACUGGAAUGGGCCGGAUACGCUGAUAGAAUUGGCGUUGAGUUCUUGAAGAGCGAGAAGGCGCUCUUUGAAGAAGCAGCUGCCUCCUUACCACCAUCAGUUCGGGAACGUUAUGACGCGAUUACGAAAAUUCGAUGCGACUGUGCUGACUUUACGGAGAAGAAACGAUUUUUCGAUUUCAAGAAAGACUCGCUUCUACAAACAAAGUUGUUCUUCGAAAAGGUAAAACAAGACCAUUUGGCAUAUGGUUCCGGCCGACCUGGGAUACCAUAAUUUUGAGAGAGGAGGAUAUUGACCAGAACGCAAUUGAAGUCGUGGGUGCAUUCAAAGACGGAGAAUCAAAUGCCCACAAUGUGAGAUCGUUUGUCCUCGCUGAACAAAUCAUUCGCAACCACCCGAGAGUUUGGGAUACGUUGUCGUAGGCAUAUUCCCAAGAGGCCAUUAGACCUGCGCUGACUAUGACUGCAUUAGUGGCCGGAGACGACCUCGAAGAAUAACGUCUGAAUUUGACACAGCGGAUGAGGACCAUGAAUUGCUCGACGACAACCACGAAAGCAAUGCAGACAUUGCGAAGCCACUACUCACGGGGCUGGAUGAGUUGAUUGUGCUCGUCAACAGAGGCUUUUACCAUCAUUACAUGGAUGGAAAACGCAUCGACCAUACUCAUGAAGAGGUCAAUGACUUGAAGCAGAAAAUGCAUGAUAGAAUUCUUCUUAGGAUGAAGCAUCGCUCUGCGCUUACGGAGAUUCCAAAAAUCAGCAAUGAGAGAGAAGAUCGUAUGUAUGGUUGGACUAGGUGGGAAGAACCACUCGGACCUCCUGGGAGAAAUUCUCGUGAUGAAAAGAGGGCUCAAUUCAGCGCGAAAUUCUUGUAGACGCUCAACAUGAGACUCGGUAUUUACUUUGGAAGGCUGGCGAUGCCGACAAAAGUUUCACAAUAUCUUUUCUUUUGGAUAGCAUUAGGAUUAGACAGGUGAAGUGGGCGCUAGUGGGCGGAUAUCGAAUAAGGGGAUUUUCACCAUUUAGAUCUAGCUUCAGAACUAUCUUCCGUGGAUGUCGGCAAGUAGUUCGACAGCUAAUGUAUCACCUCUUGCCUCGAGGGUUCACUUUUCCAACGCGUUUUCAGAUGGUCAUAAUAUCUCGUUACUGUAUGUCUACCUAUAUAUCUAAGUCCUGUUUAACCUUUUCUUACCAAAAAUAUAUACAAGAAACCCAACGUCCUACCCAAUUUAGGUAGGCAAGUGGAACCACAGUUACAGCCCAUGACGAGCUUUAAUCAUAACUGCCGCCUAUCAAAAAGAAUUAGCACAAGCCCCCAAAACAAACUCCAAGGAGAGAACAACAUACCUUCUCAGCAGCCGCAUAGAUAACAGCCGAAGGCGCCGCCCCAGCAGGCAUAGGAAAAAUACUAUUAUCCAUAACACUCAACCCGCUCGUCCCAUAGACCCUUAACUCCGCAUCCACAACCCCGCCAUACUCUACCUUCAUCAUGGAUGCCGUACAACACAUAUGCGCAUUCGACGGCUCAAUCGCACCCGCUAACGCGGUUUUCAACCCCUCAGUAUCUGCAUCAUUAAUCCCAGCACCAGGACCGGUCUCCAUGGGUCCGAGAGUCGCCAUGGAGGGUUGCGCCAUCAGUUCUCGGUUCUUGAGGAAGAGGGAGAGGUGGAAGAGCAGAUCUGUGUCGUCGCUGUUCGUGCAGAAGUCGACAAUCGGCGCGUCGAGCGGCGAGAGAGAGGUGAUGGCUAUGCUGCCCCGUGAGAAGGGCUUCAGCAUGUAGAUGGAGGUUGAGGGCCCGGUGUUCCAGAAUAUGUUACCCAUGGGGGAGUCUUUGGAUGAGAGUAGCGAGUAGAGUUCCUCGCGUUGCGCGAGGUAGCCGGCGAGGACUGUGGGGUGUGUUCCUGGGGCGUAGAUUAAGGAUGGGUCUUGGGCUUUGGCGUGGGCGAGGAGGCUGCUGUGGUUGCGUGUUAGGUCCUGUAGGGAGAGGGCUACGGCUUGGUUUCCGGUUCCUCGUACGAUGGUGUAGGCUCCUGUUUGACUGGUGUUGUAGAGGGCGAGCUGUUCGGUGGAGUAGGUUGUGUUGGUGUCUAGGGAGCCGCCGUUGGGGAAGAGGUUGUUGGUGACUAUAAGGUAAGGCAUUAGUAAGAUCUUAUUGAAAAGCGUCAAGAAAUACUGUCAAAGUGUGGGAGUUGGAUACUCACAGUUAUACGUAGCAGUAAGCGCAGAUUGAUCCUGGAAAUUCUGUCCCACGCCUGGGAGAUCCACAACAACCUCAAUCCCCAAGCUCUCAAGCAGAGCUCUCGGUCCCACACCCGACAGUUGGAGUACUUGAGGUGUGUGAACGGCUCCGGAGGAAAUAAUCACUUCCUUUUUAGCGAAGACCGUGGUUUUCUUGCCGGAUGUGGCAUUGAGGAAUUCGACUCCGGUGGCGAGUGUGCCGUUGAAUAAUACUUUACCGACAACGGUGUUGGGGAGGAGAUGGUAGUUGGGUCUUGUAGCGAUCACACGGUCGUAGUGUUCCACACGGGCGUAUGAUCGAGUGCCUGUAAGGGGAUUGAGUGCGCGGAGGAGGUAGAAUAAUCCUGUUGCGAUGCCGUUGUUUGGGUCUUUGGUUUGUUUUAAGCCGAUGUUGAGACCGGCGUCCCAGAAGUUUUCUAGUCAUUCUUUAGCGAGGAGGUAAUUUGAUAGGUAGGUCUUUACUUACCACCUGAGGGAUAGUCGUAAGGAGCGUAGCUGGCAUGGAUCGGUCCAUUUGAUCCAUGAAGUCCAUCUUCCCAGGAGAUGUUGCGCGCUGCUGCGAAAGUUGGGUCUGGAGUAGUAAAGUUCUCGCUCUAUUUUUUUGUACGUAAGAAUAUUUUCAAUCAAGUACAAAAGAGUCAUUUGGCUAACCUUUUUAUAAUACGGCAGAAGAUCAGAGAAAGACCACCCCGUAGCCCCCAAGUUCACCCAAGAAGCUUGAUCAAUCUCAGACGGCCGAUGGAAGAACAUUGCAUUUACAGCAGACCCACCACCCACUACCUUACCCAUCAGAACCAUAAAGACGCGAUUCAGCAGCCCUGGUUGGGGAGGAGUAAAGACUCCUUGCCAUAGGUAGGGAAACGGGUUAUAUGACCCGGGUAUCAGAACAGUGUCAUCUCUGGCAUCCAAUGGACCAGCUUCUAUUACAAGCACCGAAACUACUUUUCUUUUAGUAACGGAGAGUUAGUUUUUCAAUGGAGUUGACGAACCUGAGGGAUCUUCUGUCAAUCGAUCUGCCACUGUGAGACCUGCUAAUCCUCCCCCGGAAAUUAUAAAAUCAUAUGUCCUGUUCGCUGCAGCCUUCUCCUCGAUAAUCU
Messenger RNA from Hymenoscyphus albidus, 4507 nucleotides. NCBI's taxonomy places the organism in Eukaryota, Fungi, Ascomycota, Leotiomycetes, Helotiales, Helotiaceae. The record is from the annotation of a GenBank genome assembly.